This is a messenger RNA of Apus apus (common swift), 2096 nucleotides long. RefSeq names its product bromodomain-containing protein 9-like. Gene Ontology annotation, cellular component: nucleus. The record is from RefSeq and is a predicted model, not a curated record. Gene Ontology annotation, biological process: regulation of transcription by RNA polymerase II. The transcript is spliced from 6 exons. The coding region runs from base 640 to 1260 and encodes 206 amino acids. Lineage: Eukaryota; Metazoa; Chordata; Aves; Apodiformes; Apodidae.
UUCGUGUAGAGGGUGACAGCCCCUCCUAUUCUCCCCGACCUGUUCUUCCUAAAGAGCUUUUACCCAUCCAUUUCCCAUGCUCCAGUCAUAGAGUCACCCCACCGUAUCCCAGUGAUGCCAGUAACAUCAUGCACGCGUCUGUAACUCCUCACGUUUGUUCCCCAUGACGUGUGCAUUUGUGUAGAGGCAUUUAAGUUCAAAACAGUUAAAGCCACCUGAAAAGGAAAACACCACUUUUCAUUAAAUUGCCAGUCUUGGAGGGAAAAAAAUAAUCACAAGCUUUUUGCUUUUGUUUUGUUUUGUUGGGUUUUGUUUGGUUUGUUGGUUUUGGUUUGGUGGGGCUUUUUUGUUCGUUUGUUUUGGUUGGUUGGGGGUUUGUUGGUUGGUUGGUUUGGUUUUUAACCCUCUACCAGCGAUAGUUCAAGUGAAAAUCUGCUGGUAGUUGUGAAAAACAAGAUUGCACAUAGAUUUACUUUUAUUUGAAAAAGAAAAAAAAUCAUAUCUUAAGGGCUUUAAUUGCUUUUCUGAAGCAGCACAAAAGAGUAAAAGAACAAGGAAAUUCUAGGUGUAACGCGGGAUAGCUGGGGAAAACCAUAUUAUAAGCUGAACAAAUUUUUACGGAAAUAAACAUUUUCUGUUAUGUUUACAUCUCGUAUUCCUUCUAGUUUACAAGAAUUUGUGAAGGACACUGGAAAUUACAGCAAGAAAAUAGUAGAUGAUCUUCUGGACCAUAUCACUAGUGGAGAUCAUUCCAAAACUACUUAUCAGCUAAAGCAGAGGCGAAACAUCCCAGUAAAAAUGCUGGAUGAAGUUAAAGUUGUGCCAGUUGUCAUAAAAGAAGAACACAAGUUGCAUAAUACCUGUCUGGAUUCUUCCAAACAGACUAUGGUUGGAGAAUCUGCUGGAGACAGUAGCACUUCUGAUUUGGACUUUCUCUCUAUGAAACCAUAUUCAGAUGUAUCUCUUGAUAUUUCUAUGUUAACUUCGCUAGGGAAAGUGAAGAAGGAGCUUGAUCAUGAUGAUAACGAUUUACAUCUGGAUGAAACAACUAAGCUGCUGCAGGACCUUCAUGAAGCUCAGGCUGACAGAGUGGGAUCCCGGCCAUCAUCCAAUCUGAGUUCCCUCUCCAAUACCUCUGAAAGAGACCAACAUCAUCUUGGAAGCCCUUCUCAUCUAAGUGUUGGAGAACAACAAGACAUGGCUCACGAUCCCUAUGAAUUUCUUCAGUCUCCAGAAACCUCAAAUGCCACUACUAACUAAUCUGUAUAUAUUUUGUAUUUAAAUUGUAAUAUGUUUUUCUAAAGUUUUUGUCCAUGGCAGAAACCUAAGUUUUUCCCCCUUUUCUGUGAGGUUGCCUAUCUAUUAUUAUCAUAUAUGCUGGAUUAAACAAAAGAAAAAUACCUAGUUAGUACAUCAUUUUGUUAGCCAUGUACCAAAACCUGCUCCUGAUUUGUUUAUUGAAGGAGGUUGCUGUAUACUCGUCUGUAAAUCUUGAGUGAAAAGCAACAAAUUAUGUGUUAAAAACCCCUGUUAUUUUAUAGAAACUAAACCUGAUAAUUUUCCCGGUGUCAUGGCAGCAGUCAUGAAAUGUUUCUAGUAAAAUUAUCUACCAAACAUCUUCAUGGAGGAAUAUUUCAUUUCAGCACUGACAGAAUUGCAUGAAUUGUCAUCAUUAUUAUGUUUCUCAUCUCCUAACCCUAAUUAUCUGUAGGAGUUCAGUCCUAAAUCCAUAUUGUUAAAUCUUUUUUUUAAUCACUCUAGAGAAUACUUACUUUGAGAGUAACGGUAUUCUGUACUUGCAUUGAAGUGCUCAUUGCAAGAAUUCUACCCUGGAUCUAAAAAAGAUUAAUGUUUUUGUGAUCCCUUGUGUCAUGAAACACGAACAAAAUACGAUUCUUAAUAUUUUAAAUUUGGCAUAUAUAUUUACUUGGGUGGGAAAAAUACUGGAUAAGGUGUGCUUUUCAGUAAUUUUAUAGUAAAACUUCUAUAAUUUAGUACUGAUGUAACGGAGGGGUUUUAUACCAUUGGUAUGUGCAAGCUGGACAAAUGUCAUGAAUUUACAGUAUUUUGUAAAUACUAAUAAAAAUACAAAAGCA